Messenger RNA from Portunus trituberculatus (swimming crab), 5844 nucleotides. RefSeq names its product cadherin-86C-like. The record is from RefSeq and is a predicted model, not a curated record. Lineage: Eukaryota; Metazoa; Arthropoda; Malacostraca; Decapoda; Portunidae. Gene Ontology annotation, molecular function: cadherin binding; calcium ion binding. Gene Ontology annotation, biological process: homophilic cell-cell adhesion. Gene Ontology annotation, cellular component: catenin complex; plasma membrane.
GGCUCGUAGUGGCUAAUGGCGUGCGUUGGCGGGGUGUGUAGUAAGUGUGCACGUGUUAUUACGCUGUUUAUGGCGGCGCGAGGCUUUUGUGGCGCACUUGUAGCAAAUUCCGGGAAGCCACAGCAGGAGGAAGGAACAGUGGCGAGGAAAUGACUGUUCCCUCCUCCCCCCUUCCCCCCCUCCCCUUUCCUCCAAGAUGGCCGCCGAGGAGGAGUAGGAGGGAAGGGAGAGAUGACUUACCUGGUGAUGACCGGCACAGCAGGCGUGCGUGGGGGUGACUGCUGCAUACACACCACCUCCUGAUGCCCCGACGAGCAGCAGGCCACCCGCCACACCCGCCCACACCGCCCCCCGCGGCUACCGAUGGGGGACGGCGGGGGCGGGUGGGGUGGGUGGCGUUGGUGGGUGUGGUGGUGGUGGCGGUGGUGUUGCAGCGUCCGGUGUGUGCGGUGCCCAUCUUCUAUGAGUCAGCGAGGAUGUCAGCACUGAGGCUGCCGGAGACCACGGAGGUUGGUGAGCUGAUCUACCAACUGCGUGCCUCCUACACUGACACCAGGGUGCCGCUCCUCUUCAGUGCCAGCGGGGAGGACCAGAGCGUGAUAUCCAUAGAAUCAAAGGACGACUACGGCCUGGUGUACCUGAGGGAGCGGCUGACAUCUCGGAGGAACUACACGUUUAUCUUGACAGUGCAGACGAAGAUACCCACAGAAGUGAACAACGAGGGCCUGACGGAGGUGCCUGCCAGAAUCAUCCCCACUAACGGCAGGACUCCUACCUCUGACAUCUUCCUCAAACACACCUCCGCCAGUGUGGUGCCCGAGGAUGCAUCAGUUGGUCAAUUUAUUACAUCUGUUAUAGUGAAAAAGAAGAGAGACGGUCCUGCUGUCAGCUUCAUGUUAUUAGGGGACACAGCGAGCCUCUUCAAGAUCUCCGCCGGCCUGAACUCUUUCGACAGCUGGCGGGCCGAGGUGGUGCUCCAGGGCCAGCUGGACUAUGAGACCCGUAACCUACACCCUCUUGAAGUCUGCGCUAAGAACCCAUACACCAAUGAAAGGUUUGACACUCGUAACAUUGUGUGUGUGAGUGUCAGUGUGUUGGUGGAGGACAGACAGGAUCGACCCCCCUUCUUCCUUCACGCCCCCCCUAUCACCAGGAUCACCAGCGAGACUCUGAAGGAUGACGAGCUGGUAAGGAUACAGGCGCGGGAUGGUGACCAGGGAAAGCCGAGGGACAUUAGGUAUACUCUACAGGCAACCUCGUCUCAAUAUGCAUCCUUCUUCGCUAUUAACAGAGAGACAGGUUCCAUCACGCUGGAGAACACGGUGAACAGGCUGCUGGAGGCUAUGGUGACCUUUGAGCCCAUCCUGGUGACGGUGACGGCUGUGGAGUUGGAGGAGGAAAGGACACGGGCGCCCAGGGAGUCUUAUUCGAGCUCUGUGGAGAUUGCUUUUGUUAUAAUGGAUAGUGACAUGAUGAUACCCAAGUUUACGUAUCAACAGUACGUGGGCGAGGUGAGGGAGAACAGCCAGCCAGGAACAGCCGUCACCUUCCCGGACGCAUCCUUCCUCAAAUCCGGUUUGAAGGGAGUGUUUUCGCUGCGUCUGGAGGGUGACGAGGGCAUUUUCACAGUGGAGCCCAGCGUGGUGCGGGACAGCGGUGACAUCAGCAUUAAGGUCAAGAACACUGCGCUGCUGGACUAUGAAGAGAGGCCACACAUUGAGUUCAAGAUGAUAGCGAGGCAGGUAUCAGGGUCAGGACAGUCCUCCAGCAGUGCCCAGAUAAGAGUGAACCUGGUAGACCUAAAUGACAACUCCCCGGUAUUCACCCAGAGUGUCUAUCGAGCAGAGGUCUACGAGAAUAUUACUUCAGGGACUUCCAUUAUAAGGGUGGAGGCAAGGGACGCAGACGGCGGCUCCUUUGGCACAGUGAGGUACACGAGGCUGGAGGACAUGGCGGACAGGAUGGAGCUGGACGCGUAUUCUGGCCUCAUCUCUCGCAACAAUGACAUUCUUUCCUUCGAUCGGGAGAGGAAGGCAGAGCUUCACCUUCGAGUGAGGGCCACAGAUAACAGCGGCGCGGGCAACGAGGCUCACACGGAUGUUAUCUUGGUGCUGCGCGAUGUGAAUGACGAGGCUCCAGUGUUCCAGCAUACAGUGUACCAGGGGGUGAUGAAGCCCGACCAGACGGGGCUCAGAUCUCCUAUACAAGUGCAGGCUGUGGACAGGGAUGCUGAAGAACCAAACAACCAAGUGAGGUAUAGACUCGAUCCUUCCUCCUACUCCUCCUACUUCAGUGUGGACGCUUUGACGGAGCUCAAAGUUAUCCAAGCUCUCUCCUACCCCCAGGUCUCCUCCAUCUCUGACCCGAGGGACCAGCGAACAUAUGACGAGGAGGUGAUCAAUCUGGCCAUCACGGCGUACGAUCUGGGAACCCCCCAGCAGACGCAGAGUGUUCCGGUGCAGGUGUUCCGCGAGGAGUUUGUGGACCGGUUCAUUACUUUCAUCUAUCCGAGGCCCAAGAUUGAAGUGGAGCUCAAGAGGGACGAGAUAGAGACGAUGCUUCGAACACUGACUGGCGGGAACACUCAAAUACGAACCGUGGAACACUUUACAACCCAGGACACUUCGAGGUUCCCAGACGCCCUUCCUUAUGAACCAGUCAAGAGCAUCGUGACAGCGCUGGUGCGAAACAACGUCAACACUGUGGUGGACAUCGAGAAGAUCCUGAAGCAGCUGAAUGGAACACAGCCGGUGGCCUGCAGGCUGGAGGGCGUGCAGCUCACCAGCGUGCAGGAUGAGCGGGACUCUUACCUGGCUGGCGUGGUCAUCCUGUGUGUGCUGCUGGCCCUCAUCUUCCUCCUCAUCAUCCUGUGCUACAUGUGGUCCAUCUGCCCUCUGUACCGCGUCAGGAAGAGCCGCAAGGUGGUGGCGGACGAGGGCGGGCCUGACUCUGAGCGUGUGUCAUACAUUCGCGUGGACGAGCGCGGCGGCUACCGCGGCUACGAGGAGGAACGCACCUGGUGGGACUACCUGCCCGCCUGCUGCACGGACGCGGCGCUGUACCUGGGGGUGACGCCCCCAAAGCGUGGCGGCGGCCGCAUGGCGUGGAGCGGUGACGAGCGGCAGCGCUACUGGCAGUUUGGCGGCGGGGGCGAGGGCGUCCCCGUGGAGAGAGUGAUAGGGACGCGUCGGGCCGGGGGACGUGAUCUGGUGUUGCUGGAGGACCUGGAUGAGGCCCGUCUGCAGCAGCAGCAGCAGCAAGGCGGUGCAGGCCGCGUGCUGCGUGUCGACUCCCGCAACUCCUUCACCUCGCAGGACCCGCGCCGCACCUUUAUCCUGCGUGACGCGCGCGGCCUGCCCCGCCUGCCCGACACGGUGCGUGAGGGCGAGCACUAUUUGGUGGAGGACGUGGACGGCUCCCCGCGCGGCGUCAGGAUGGACGACCCGCGCCUGCGCCUGGAAGACCCACGCACAUUGCGGGUGGAGGAGCCGCGGCCCGCGCCGCCACCACCGCCCGCAGCCGAGGAAGACUCAUCUUACGCUCGGCCGGGAAACGGGGAGGACCUCCGACUUCACGCCAGCCCGCCCGGCGCCGCGCCCCGCGAUGACGGGGCCGCGGGCCGGCGGGGCCGCCCACCCAGGCAGGCUGGCGGGGGGCCGGGGGGGAACAGGACGACGGAGGGGACGAGGCGCGCACUCAGACAUGAGGACGCGGGGGGCGGGGAAGGGGGGGGCGGGGGCGGCGGGGCCAGCCCCCCCCUAACAGACGUAAUGAUUCAAACGGAGGUUCACGGGGCCGCGGUGCCCGCAGGGGCACCCGCCGUGCCCCGCCUUCGAAUCAGGACACCGAUACAGGAGGAGACGAGCAGCCUGCUGGAGGCAGAGGCCAGCCGCUCCUCCAGACGCGAGACGCAGCGGUCCAGGCGACCGACCCGCCAGGAGGAGGAUGGUGGGGGGGCUGGGAGCCCCGAGGAUUGGUCCAGCUCGGCGGGGCGGCGGUCCACGCGCCUGGCGCAGCCCGCCAACUCUCUCUACCAGCACAACAAGGCUUCUAUUAUGCGCUUCGAGACCAACAAGGCGCGUAUGGAGGAGGGCGCCGCACAGGAGGCCGCCGCGCCCCGCCGCGCCGCCACUACUUCAGCUCCAGAAGGCCGCCGCUCCUCCAGCCUGGACGGGCGGCGUUCCCACAGCCGGGCUGGGGGGGAGGGGGCGCGCCGGGCCCCGGGGUCGGGUCCACCUGGCCUGGCGCGGCGCGGGUCGCUGCCCUCCCUCUCCCUGGAGACUACCGGGCUGGAGCGGGAGGCCGCGCAGCGAUCCUUGUCCCGGCGGGGAUCGCCGGGCCCCCAGGACCUGCCCGCCGCUGACGGCAGGUCCAGACACUCCUCGGAGGAGGACGACGAGGACCCCGGGGGUCGCCGCUCCAGGCCGCGGGCCAACGCGAGGUACAUGCAGUGGUACAAUCGAAUGCGAGACCGAGGCCACCACGAUCCGCGUCUCCCUGACGACCCACGCCUCCACGACCCCCGCCACCACGACCCCCGCCACCACGACCCUCGCUACCCUGAGGACCCGCGCCUGUACGAUCCUCAGUACCAGGACCCACGGUAUCAGGACCCACGGUACCAGGACCCACGGUACCAGGACCCACGGUACCAGGAUCCGAGGUACCGUGACCCGCGCUUCCAGGAUCCCCGCUACCCUGACCCCAGGCUGCAGGACCUCCGCUUCCAAGACCUCCCGCAUCAGGACGAUCCUCGCCUUCAGGACCCGCGAGUUCAGGAGCAGCGGUUCGAGGAGCCGCGGCUGCCGGAGGCUGAGGCGCGUCUACUGCAGCAGGAAUUCGUGGGGCCACGGGGGCCUGACGAGCGGAGGGCGCGGGUUUCCGAGGCGCGGCAGGCGGCGGAAGGGUCUGAGUCCAGGCCCGCGGCUCCCAUCGAAGGCCCGCCGCUCCCAGCCCCUGACGGCAAGGACCCGCAGGUGGAGGCUGACCUGCGAACCCUGCUGGAAGAGGAGGCGGCGCGGGGCGCUGGCGGAGGUAGCCCUGAGGGGGGCGUGGGGCGUGUGCGGCGGCCCAGGAACCACCUGCUGGAGAAGAAGAGCAUCUUCACCAUCGCAUACGAUGACAUGCACACCAGUAACCUGAGGCCUGAGAGUGCCGCCCCCAGCGAGGCGUAGCGUGUGUGUGUGUGUGUGUGUGUGUGUGUGUGUGUGUGUGUGUGUGUGUAUGCGCGCGCGCGCCCGCGUGCGUGCGUGCGCGCGCGUGCAUGCGUGCGUGCGUGCGUGUGUGUGUGUGUGCAAGUAUAAGUGUGUUUCUUCUCUCUCUCUCUCUCUCUCUCUCUCUCUCUCUCUCUCUCUCUCUCUCUCUCUCUCUCUCUCUCUCUCUCUCUCUCUUUCGUGUGUUACGUACAAACUCAACACAAAAUUAAGCUAAAAAUGUUAAUUCUUUAAGCUACAACUUUAAUUAUAACAAUAAAUCAUAAAUAAUAAUAACGAUAAUAAUAAUGAUAAUAAUAGUAACCAUGAAUAAUAGUACUAAGGAUAAUGAUAAGGGAAGGAAGAAGAAGAGGAGGAGGAGUUACUAUCAAAUUCCUUUACUUUUUUAUCAUCAUUACAACUCUCAUAAAUAAAUUGUAACUUAUAUUCCGUUCUUAUGUCUUUCCUCAAACUUUUCACCUGAUAUUUGAUUCCUUUCCUGUACUCUCUUAUCAUAUUUUCUUUCUCCCUUUUCUCUCUCUCUUUUCCCCCUCCGUGCCUCUGUCUUUCCUUACAAAUAGUGCGAUAAGGCUAACCAAACCGUGUACUAGUAUUACUAACAACACUUUACUAAUAAAAGUACCGAGGGAAA